Acanthochromis polyacanthus (spiny chromis) is the source of this 2565-nucleotide messenger RNA. It is a transcript of the gene rufy1, whose product is annotated as RUN and FYVE domain containing 1. Gene Ontology annotation, cellular component: cytoplasm. Gene Ontology annotation, biological process: regulation of endocytosis; protein transport. Gene Ontology annotation, molecular function: metal ion binding. The record is from RefSeq and is a predicted model, not a curated record. NCBI's taxonomy places the organism in Eukaryota, Metazoa, Chordata, Actinopteri, Pomacentridae. Bases 34 to 2181 code for a protein of 715 amino acids. The transcript is spliced from 17 exons.
UGAUUGAACUGGUCACGUGAGAGGGGUACAAACAUGGCCGACGAGCCAGGGGAAGUAAACACAGCUGUCGAGGGUCGUGAAGAAAAACAGCAGCAAGAUGAGCUCGAAGUUUCGGGACCCGCCGUUGACGGACAGCCCGAAGGCAGCGACGGGCAGGACUGGACGGAAACGGAGGCUCCGGCGGCGGCGGCAGAGAGCAGCUGGUCGGCUCCCAUCCUGUCUCUGGCUCGGAAGGCCACAGAGACGAUUAGCAGCGGGAUGAGCUACGCUGCUGCCCCCAGAAAGAGCUCCAGUGCGAGCUCCCCGACCGAGAAAGAGCCUGAAAGUGACCUCAACAGUACUUCAGAGAAACUUCCAGUUCUGCCCCCCAAAGACCCCAUGGCAAUAGAGAGAUCCAACCUCCUCAGCAUGAUGAAACUGAGCAUCAAAGUAUUGAUCCAGUCCUCCUUGAGUCUGGGCAGGACCAUGGACUCGGAGUACCCUCCUCUGCAGCAGUUUUUUGUCGUCUUGGAGCAAUGCCUCAAACAUGGGCUUAAAGCCAAAAAAUCCUUCAUCGGUCAGAACAAGUCCAUAUGGGGACCACUGGAGCUGGUUGAGAAGUUGUGUCCAGAGUCUGUCAACAUUGCCACAAGUGCCAGAGACCUGCCCGGCAUUAAGACCGGUUUGGGGAGAGCAAGGGCUUGGCUUCAUUUGGCGCUUAUGCAGAAAAAAGUAGCUGAUUAUCUGAAAACCCUGCUGGACCAAAAGGACCUCCUUAGUGAGUUUUAUGACCCUGGAGCAUUGAUGAUGGAGGAGGAGGGGGCGGUAAUGGGGGGUCUGCUGGUGGGCCUCAACGUAAUUGACGCAAACCUUUGCAUCAAAGGGGAGGAUCUUGAUUCUCAGGUGGGAGUCAUUGACUUCUCUCUUUACCUGAAAGACCCUGCCAACAAUGAGACUCAAAAAGAUGAUUCCAAGAUGACAGCCAUAUUGGAUCAGAAACACUACAUUGAGGAGUUAAAUCGCCAUUUAAGCGGCACCGUCACCGACCUGCAGGCUAAGAUGGACUCGCUAGAGAAGACCAACAGCAAACUUGUAGAGGAGCUGACGGCAGCGACAGACAGAAUCAACUCUCUGCGAGAAGAACAGGAGCAGCUGAAACAGCAGAACGAGUCGAUCUUACAGUCCAGCCAGAAAAAAGAAGAGGCGGCCCUUCAGGACAGCCAGGUAGAGCUGGAGACGUACAAACAGACUCGACAAGGCCUGGAUGAGAUGUACAAUGUGGUGUGGAAGCAGUACAAAGAGGAAAAGCGCAUUCGCCAGGAGCUGGAGCGAGAAUUGGAGCUGCAGGUGGGACUGAAGCAGGAGAUGGAAGUUGCCAUGAAGCUGCUGGAGAAGGACACGCAUGAGAAACAGGACACUCUGGCGGCAUUACGGCUCCAGCUUGAUCAGGUCAAGACUCUCAACCUGCAAAUGUUCCACAAAGCACAGGACUCGGAACGGCAGGCGGAAAAAAAGCAGGCGGAGGCUGUGCAGCUGGAGCAGAGGAUGAAUGAAAUGGAGAAAGCCAUGAUGGAGCUAGAACAGAGGCUGCAGAACUCGGAGCAGCAGCGCAAACAGAGCGACCAGUCAGACAAAGACAUGAAGGUGGAGCUGGAAGGAAAGGUUGACGCUUUGCAAAAACAACUAACAGACCUGGAUACACUAAGGCUGGGUUUGGAAAAUGAGCUGCGCACCGAGAGAGAACAGAGACAAAGUUUGCAAAAAGCCCUUCAGCGGGAACAAGACAACAGCGUUGAACUUCGCACGCAGCUGCAGCAGCUCCAGGGUCUGCACUCGGAGCUGCAGGAUUUGAAGCAGGAGAAGCAGCAGCUGCAGCAGACGUGUGAGCAGCAGGAACAAGCUCUACAGGAGAUGGGACUGCAUCUCAGCCAGUCUAAACUCAAGAUGGAGGACUUCAAGGAGGUCAACAAGGCCCUGAAGGGCCACGCCUGGCUGAAAGAUGAUGAAGCCACUCAAUGCAAGCAAUGCCAGAAGGAGUUCUCUAUCUCACGCCGGAAGCACCACUGCAGAAACUGUGGAGACAUCUACUGUAGCAGCUGCUCCAGUAACGAGCUGGCCUUACCCUCCUACCCCCGGCCUGUUCGAGUGUGUGACAUGUGCCACUCCCUCCUGCUGCAGAGAAGCUCCUCCACAGCUUCCUGACAACACCUGCAAGUGUUUCUUCAGAAGCUUUCCAACACUGCGCAUACUCACCCACAAUGAUUUUAAGCGCUUACGUUGAAAGAAAAACGUCAUCAAAUCUUGGGGAAAUGUGAUUUGGUGUACCAUCACCAGAGUUACCUGAAAUUCAGGCACAUUAGUUCAUCUGUACUAAACAAGGCCACCUUUUUAACACUGAUGGGAUGAGCUAAUAUUUUAUGCAGACUGUAUUCGAAGGACACUUUGCUAAGAGAACGAAAGUAUUUAUGUUGUCAAUGUUUCCUUGGAAUGAAAUAACAUCAGUUUAACAGCUUGGUACUCACUUGAUAAACUGGUCUUUUUAAAAUGUGUAGUUUUUCUAAUUAAUUAAAUUGUGGGUGUGGAUUA